Molecule: messenger RNA, 1460 nt
Organism: Glycine soja
Lineage: Eukaryota; Viridiplantae; Streptophyta; Magnoliopsida; Fabales; Fabaceae
Exons: 1
Coding region: 653-1213 (186 amino acids)
Source: RefSeq, a predicted model, not a curated record
GGAAACGUAUUAACUGUGAUGAUUUCACUGCAAAGAAAUAAUAACAAAUCAUCUGUCCACUCUUAAUCUACCAACACUUGCCAUCCUCGUAGGAUCAGCCACUUGAGCAAGCUAUAUAGACGGUGUGUCACAUAAGCUUUGAGAUUUGACAAUGACCUUCAGAAAGAAAAUAUAUUUACACUCUACCUUCGUAAUAUCCACCCAUACGCAGACUCCUCAAUGAAUAUACUGGCCAAACGGAAGAUGUGACAAAUACUCUGACUAAAGAUGACAAACUCCAUACCCAAACUCAGUUCAAUAGGCUACUCAAACUUGGAGGCCGAAAAGUUAAUAACAUGUUGGCAGCAAAGAGAGUUGAUAAAUGAUAAUGUACUAGUCAUGUCCCCUAUGUAACUUGAUCUUUGUUCACCAAUUAUUAUUUAUCAUUUUUUCUUGAUCCAACAUGUUAAUUUCUCAAGAAAUGCCUCCAAAAUUAAAUAUGCAUAUUGGUUUGCCUCCACCACAAAGCGGACAACAAAAAGAAAAAUAUAAAACCAGAACAACUUCGACUCGGCAGAACACAUUCCAACUGAAUUGAAGUGGUCCCAGUGUCUAGCGAGUUUCUGCAUAUAUAUAAGUUUUCAACCCACAUAACCAUUUUGGUUUUAAAUCAAUGGACGGAAACAAGCUCACCUCACAUGUGGCGGAUGAUAGCAUUUCGUAUUCAUUGGACUCGCUCUCUUUUAGUGGCCUUGUUUGUAUUCAAGACCACCAACCAAAGCUCCCUUCUCCUAACCGGGCUAAACACUACCAGGUAAGCAAGCAUGACCCAGAAUUUGAAUUUACUAGCACUAAAGCAAACUUGAAUUCUGCUGUCAAUCCAAUCAAGAUCACUCCUGCUGACCAACUAAUUUCCAAUGGUCGGCUUCAACCACAAGCACUGGCCAUCCAAACAAAUCAGUCUCUGCUCACAAAUCUACCCAGUUCCUCAAGCUCAUUACUAGCAACCCGUAGCAGCAGUAAGAUGCCAAGUGGUAGAACAGACAGCAAAAUGAAAUAUCACGAACAACUUAACAAAGCAAGCAAACAUACAAACAAGAAAAGCACGGUGACAAGGACAGGGUUUGGCCAGAAAAUGAAGUCUUUUCUAUCACCAUGCCGUGAAUGCCAAACCAUUAAGCAAGGUGCUGUUAAAGCACAAACUGUUCCAGGAGAAAAUCUCAAAAUUUACUGACAUAAGGUUUAUUUUCUGUGAUUCUCUCACGCAAGACCAGAAAAUGUAAUCAGGAAUCUAGAUUUAUGCAGUUAAAUAGUUGCUUAAAAGAAUACAAAUGGCAUGCUUCAUUUCAAUGUCAGUUACUACUGCAGUAAUGGCACCAAAUGAUCAACAUUACAAACCUGUACACUAAGGAUAAUUUCUAUCAUUGUUGUUUUAUUUGGUUGGUUAAGGCUAUAAAAGAUACUAUGUGCUUGUUUGAUCA